CUGACAUAAUGCCAUUUUGAUCUGAAAGUACAGCGGUGUUUCAUGUUGUCGCAGAUGCUUUUGAGCGUAAAUAUUUGCUUUACAUCUGCAGUGAUACGUGCAUGUUAGAUAAGAAAACGGAGUUAAUACUUCACGUUAAUUAUAUGAUUGCUCGAUUUCAGUUUUCAUAGACCACAUUUCAAUUUGUAGGACCAACAGUGCGAUAUACGCCGUUAGCGCAUUCAUAGCCACAUUGCUAUAGCGAGGUCGUCGUCCGGUGUCGAUGACACAGUUAGCUAACGUUAGCUAGCCAACCUAACAAAGGAACACUGGGAGUGGGACCGUGGUAACCUCGUUUGCGAGAAUAUCUCAAACUCUGUCGUUUAAAUACAAUUUGGUUUAAUCAAGAUAAAUAGCGUCCAUUUCAACAUCUAAACUAUUUUUUGGUUUGUUGCAAAACCUGUUUUUUUUUCGACUGUUUUGUACCAAUCAGUUCGUGUCGUCGGGCAUAGCCCUCUAAACACUUGACUAUCUAACGUAAGUUUGCCAGUGCUGUGUUUUGGGCUAAGAAAAGGCGUUGUGCGUAAAAAUGGCAGAGGUGUACAUUCGCGUGGCCGAAGAAGAGAAUGAGGAGCCCAUGGAGAUCCCAUCCGAGGAUGAUGGCACAGUGUUGCUUUCUACUGUGGCAGCUCAGUUUCCAGGGGCCUGCGGCCUACGAUUCAGGAGUCCAGUUUCGCAGUGCAUGCGAGGGGUCCGUUUGGUGGAAGGGAUUCUUCAUGCACCUGAAAACGGCUGGGGCAAUUUGGUCUAUGUCGUCAAUUAUCCCAAAGACAACAAAAGGAAAAUGGAUGAGAUUGAUGCCUCCUCGGCUGUAAAGAUGAAGAGGGGUGACAUGAAGACUUCAGACCUGAUUGUACUGGGGUUGCCAUGGAAGACAUCUGAACAGGACCUGAAAGAUUACUUCAGCACCUUUGGGGAAGUCAUCAUGGUACAGGUGAAACGAGAUGUGAAGACUGGAAACUCAAAGGGAUUUGGCUUUGUGAGGUUUACUGAGUAUGAAACUCAAGAUAAAGUGAUCUCUCAACGCCACAUGAUUGAUGGAAGAUGGUGUGACUGCAAACUCCCCAACUCCAAGCAAGGUCCAGAUGAGCCCAUGAGAAGCAGGAAAGUGUUUGUAGGCCGUUGCACUGAAGACAUUUCCGCUGAUGAGCUGCGCCAGUUCUUCAUGCAGUAUGGCGAGGUCACUGACGUCUUCAUCCCCAAGCCCUUUCGUGCCUUUGCCUUCGUCAGCUUUGCCGAUGACCAGGUUGCCAGUUCCCUAUGUGGAGAGGACCUGAUUAUUAAGGGGGUCAGCGUGCACAUCUCAAACGCUGAGCCAAAGCAUGGCAGUAGGCAGAUGAUGGAGCGAGCAGGGCGGUUUGGAAAUGGGUUUGGGGCUCAGGGCUUUGGUAGUAACCGCACAGGGUUAGGGAGCAGUGCCGGGAGUAAUAUGGCUAAUUUUGGCAACUUUAGUCUGAACCCUGCCAUGAUGGCUGCUGCUCAAGCUGCCCUGCAGAGCAGUUGGGGAAUGAUGGGUAUGUUGGCUAGUCAACAAGGGCAGACUGCCACCUCAGGCACCACCUCUACUGGGCAGACUAGCUCCACCAGGGAUCAGAGCCAGGCCUACAGCACAGGCAACAGUAACUACGGCGCCAGCUCAGCCAGUCUAGGUUGGGGUACCGGUUCUAAUUCAACAACCAGUGGUGGGUUUAGCUCAGGAGGAUUUGGCUCCAGUAUGGAGUCCAAGUCUUCAGGGUGGGGUAUGUAAGUAAUAGUUUGUAUGGUAAGUAUUGUGAGAUGUCUUUUUCCAAAUCUAUUUCUGGUGUUACGCAUAUUUGAUAGCUAAACUCUUUUGUCAAAUGUUUUUUGUAAAUUUGGAAAAUGCUCAAGAUUUAAUUUAGAAAGUGUUUGAGGUGAAUUAUUAUUUACCAGAGUGUUCAGCUUAAGUGCUACUUUAAGUUUGUCCUGACCUAUUUUCAACUGGAUUCUUAAAGGCAUGUAUUGUGAGUUGUGAUGUUUCUGAAAAUGCAUGAGAAAUCAUCAUCCAUAUAUAUAUAUAUAUAUGUGUGUGACAAUCUUGCAUUGGAAAGAAUCUGGUUGAAACUGAAAUGUUAAGUGCAACUUUAUUUGCAGUCAAGUUCAAUGGAAAAACCUUCACUACAAUCUCUUCUGCAGUUCACUUCUCUUCCAUUUUCCUGGGAAGAAGCUCCUCUUUGGCAGCAUUCUUUGGGUGAUGUCAGUAUCACUCUCCCUCUUCCCAUCUGUAAAUGCUUUGCCAUCAAACAACGGCUUCACUCCGCAUGUUCUAAGAGACGGUGGGUGUUUCAUUUUUUUAUCCACUUUUUAAUGGAAAGAACUGCGCAGCUGACAUUUUAAGAACUCAUGAGUGCGACUGAGGAUGGCUUGUGGCGAAGAGUGAAUCGAUGAGUGAGCGAACGGAGAGAAAAAGAAAGCGUGAAACGGACUGGUUGUGCGAUGAAAGAGCCCAAUUUGACUGCUUUUGUGAGAGUGAAUGGAAGCUGCAGAUGCUACAAGCUCCUUCCCCCUAAAAUGGACUUUCAUUUAGUAGUACUUCAAGAUCUUUUAUUGUAGCAAUUUUUCCUACCCUUAUUGAUAAAGUGCAGAAGUAGUACACAAAUGUAGUGUGGAAUGUUGUGCUGAAUAUUUGUCUUGCUUAUAUAACCUACCUGACCUGAAUGCUGUAUGGUGUGUGUGGUUCUUUCCUUGUUAUUGAUGCUCUGUAAGUGUGAACUUGAUGUGGAUGACACCUGCCGAGGACACUGGGGACGUGAGUGUUGGUGUGAGAGCAUGGAAUGGUGUGGUUGUCAUAUUUCCCAGUGUGAUUCAGUGUGUUUCAAAGGUGUUUAAGACAUGUCAAAUAAGAGUUCUCUAAUAAAACUUUGUUUUUGAAUAGAUAUGCUUAUAUGAAUACUGGGUACGUUUGACAUUUGAGUUGUCGAAAUCUAAUUUAAUUCACAUAUCUAGGGACCUUGGACACUGCUGACCGAGGUUUCCAUCUGAACCCGGACUGGAGUCAGUGUCCUGAAGGAUGAAGACUGAAGUCCUCACAGGCUUGAAAUGGGGUCUCUUAUAUUUAUGGUAACCUAAAAGGAGUCAGAAUGGGGUAGUAAGUUUGGAUACAUUUCUAAUCAGACCUGAUGACAAGUAUUGUUUAUUUGGCUAUUUUAAAAUAACAUUGCAGCAUUGGGUAGAACUAAUCUAUUCUUUGGGACAAGACAAUGAACAGGUUGAUAUUUCAGAUUGUGUACACAAAGGAUAUUACAGCACAUCUCAAUAAUGAAUGGGAACACCUGUUGCCCUUCAAAAUUGUAUUGAACUGGUGUUAAUGUGUAGAUCUGUAAAUACAUUUGGAGAAGACAUUGGAACAGUGCUUACAUUUCAGCCAAUGAAGAUAAUAUUGCUGUACCACUUGGAAUUGUAAUCAAUAAAUAUUUUCUGCAAGUUUG
This is a messenger RNA of Oncorhynchus keta (chum salmon), 3485 nucleotides long. RefSeq names its product TAR DNA binding protein b (gene tardbpb). Gene Ontology annotation, cellular component: nucleoplasm. Gene Ontology annotation, biological process: regulation of gene expression. The record is from RefSeq and is a predicted model, not a curated record. Gene Ontology annotation, molecular function: RNA binding. Lineage: Eukaryota; Metazoa; Chordata; Actinopteri; Salmoniformes; Salmonidae. The transcript is spliced from 5 exons. The coding region runs from base 569 to 1786 and encodes 405 amino acids.